AUGACUCCAAGGCCACCCCGGCUAACUGUUUUCAUGCUGCUGCCUGUGUUGGUUCGGACUUUUUGGAGGCUUAACUCGACAGCCAGAUUUGACUCAGCUGAUUCCAUGAUAAUUAAAUGGCAUCCUCCUCCCACCGGCUGGAUUAAGGUCAAUUUUGAGGGGUCUCUUAUGAAUUCUCAUGCUUCCACAGGAUUUGUCAUUCGAGAUAGCGAGGGGCAUGUCCUCAUUGCGGCCUCCAACAAUAUUGGCGAAAAUUCCAUUAAUGUUGCUGAAUGUGUUGCUCUGCGUGAUGGUCUUACCGCUGCUCUUGAUAGAGGAUGGGAUCAAAUUAUGAUUGAAGGGGAUUCUAAGCUCGUCAUUGAUAGUAUCCUGGGUAAAGCUAACCCCCCUUGA
Prunus armeniaca (apricot) is the source of this 393-nucleotide messenger RNA. NCBI's taxonomy places the organism in Eukaryota, Viridiplantae, Streptophyta, Magnoliopsida, Rosales, Rosaceae. The record is from the annotation of a GenBank genome assembly.